Messenger RNA from Pseudonaja textilis, 4302 nucleotides. The record is from RefSeq and is a predicted model, not a curated record. NCBI's taxonomy places the organism in Eukaryota, Metazoa, Chordata, Lepidosauria, Squamata, Elapidae.
AGGAGGAGGAGGAGAAAAAAGAGGAGGAGAAGCAGGGAGCGGCUGUUGCGCCCGUCGGACGCCGCCGCCUUGACGCGCUCCUGCCCCGCCGCCGCUUCCCGUGCCCGGGCUGGGUCUCCGGCGCCUCGGCCGGCCGACGGCGGAGGGAAGAUGGCCGGGGUCGAGGCGGGCCUGAGCGGCGCCGGUCUCCGGGAACAGCCGCCGGGGGAUCCCGGGGGCUCCGCCGCCGUCGCCGCCGCCCCGGCCGAAGAGUCGUCGGACAGCGAAGGGGAGCCCGAAGGACCGCAGAAACUCAUCCGCAAAGUCUCCACCUCGGGGCAGAUCCGGAGCAAGACCAGUAUAAGGGAAGGACUGCUUUUGAAACAAACCAGCUCAUUCCAGAGAUGGAAACGACGUUACUUUAAACUACGGGGCCGAACUCUUUACUAUGCCAAGAAUUCCAAGUCCUUAAUAUUCGAUGAGGUUGACCUCUCAGAUGCCAGCGUGGCUGAAUCGAGCACCAAAAACGUCAACAACAGCUUCACGAUCAUCACACCGUUCCGAAGGUUGAUAUUGUGUGCAGAGAACAGAAAAGAGAUGGAAGACUGGAUUAGUUCGCUCAAGUCUGUCCAGUCCCGAGAACAUUAUGAGGCAGCCCAGUUUAACGUGGAACACUUCUCAGGGAUGCACAACUGGUAUGCUUGUUCCCACGCGAGGCCCACUUUUUGCAACGUCUGCCGUGAGAGCCUCUCUGGAGUCACUUCCCAUGGCUUGUCUUGCGAAGUAUGCAAGUUCAAGGCUCACAAAAGAUGUGCCGUUCGGGCAAUAAAUAAUUGCAAAUGGACAACGUUGACUUCAAUUGGAAGAGAUAUCAUUGAGGAUGAAGAUGGUGUAAGUCUUUGCAACAAACAUCUCACUCUCAUCCUCAUCCUUAUCCUCAACCUCAACCUUAGCAUCAUUUUCAUCCUCAUCCUCACCUUCAUUCUCAACUUGAACCUCAACUUCACCCUUACCCUCAACCUCGAUAUCAUUUUCAUCCUUAUCCCCAGCCUCAAUCUCAGUUUCAACCUCAGUCUCCUCAACUUCAACUUCAACUUCGUCCUCACCCUCAACCUCAUCCUCAUUUUCAUUCUCAUCCUCGACAUCAACCUCAUCUUUACCCUCAACCUCAAUAUCAUUUUCAUGCUCACCCUCACCCUCACCCUUAUCCUCAACUUGAACCUCAUCCUCACCCUCAUUCUCAACAUCAUUUUCAUUCUAACCCUCAUCCUCAACCUCAUCUUCAUUCAUUUCCAGGUACAUACGGCGUGCCGAGACUCGUAUCCGCGAAAGUGUCCCCUUGGCCAGUGCAAAGUCUCAAUUAUUCCGCCCACAGCGCUGAACAGCAUAGAUUCGGAUGGUUUCUGGAAAGCCACCUGUCCGCCCACCUGCGCCAGUCCUCUCUUGGUUUUUGUGAAUUCGAAGAGUGGAGACAAUCAGGGUGUGAAAUUUCUUCGGCGCUUCAAACAGUCGCUCAACCCAGCUCAGGUUUUCGAUUUAAUGAACGGGGGACCCCAUUUAGGUUUACGGUUAUUUCAGAAGUUUGACAAUUUUCGAAUCCUGGUGUGCGGGGGAGAUGGGAGUGUCGGCUGGGUGUUGUCUGAAAUUGAUAAACUCAACCUACACAAACAGUGUCAUUUGGGAGUGUUACCGCUUGGGACGGGAAAUGACCUCGCCCGAGUCCUCGGUUGGGGAGGGUCCUGUGACGAUGACACACAACUGCCUCAAAUUUUAGAAAAAUUAGAACGCGCUAGCACCAAAAUGCUAGACAGAUGGAGUAUCAUGUCAUACGAAUUGAGAUUGCCAUCCAAGCAAUGCAUCCUUCCAGUUACUCCUGAAGAAGACGCUGAAGAUUGUCAGAUGUCUGCCUAUGAGGAUUCAGUUGCCACACACCUGACAAAGAUCCUUGAUUCGGAUCAACACUCCGUUGUUAUAUCGUCUGCCAAGAUCUUGUGUGAAACCGUGAAAGGAUUUGUGGCCAAAAUAGGGAAGACUUGUGAAAGACCAGAGGAAAAUGCAGAAACGGACGCCAUGGCUAUUAAAUGCUCGGAACUGAACGAGAAGUUGAGUCUUCUCCUCCAGGCUCUCCAGGCGGAAACCCAGGUUAGUUCAAGCCGUCCCCACAUGGCUACGACCCCCAUCGCUGAGGAAGAACCGGACGAGUCAUCGAGUGAGGAGUCUUUGUCGGAUGCCAAAGAACCAUUGACCGAGAACAACACAGCUGCUCCGACCCAACAGAUGUUCAAAUCCCGAGAGCAGCUGAUGCUACGGGCCAACAGUUUGAAGAAAGCUCUGAGACAGAUCAUUGAGCAAGCGGAGAAAGUGGUGGACGAACAGAACGCACACAGUGAAGAUCAAAUAAACCAGGCCGCGAUGGAGUAUAAUAAGGAAUUAGAUGAGUCCAAGGAAGAAAAAGACGAGGACACCAAAGAAUAUGAAUCUCAUCCGAUCUCGGCUGGUGUCGCCACCAAGGAAAAUCUUCCAGUCCUGAACACAAGAAUAAUUUGUCCAGGUCUGAGAGCAGGCCUCGCUGCCUCCAUUGCGGGAAGCUCCAUUAUUAGCAAAAUGUUAUUGGCAAAUAUUGAUCCAUUCGGCGCCACCCCUUUUAUUGAUCCUGACCCAGAAUCGCUGGAAGGCUAUUCAGAGAAGUGCGUCAUGAACAAUUAUUUCGGUAUCGGAUUAGAUGCGAAGAUUUCACUAGAGUUUAACAACAAGCGGGAGGAACAUCCUGAAAAAUGCAGAAGCAGGACCAAGAACAUGAUGUGGUACGGAGUCCUUGGUACUAAAGAAUUGUUACAACGGACUUACAAAAACUUAGAGCAGAAAGUUCAACUCGAGUGCGACGGACAAUAUAUCCCUCUUCCUAGCCUUCAAGGCAUAGCUGUUUUGAACAUCCCAAGCUACGCCGGUGGGACAAAUUUCUGGGGUGGAACCAAGGAAGAUGAUAUCUUCGGAGCGCCAUCGUUCGAUGAUAAAAUCUUGGAGGUCGUGGCGGUUUUUGGCAGCAUGCAGAUGGCCGUUUCCCGCGUGAUCAAGCUCCAGCAUCAUAGAAUAGCCCAGUGCCGGGCUGUGAAGAUCACCAUACUGGGGGAUGAAGGAGUUCCGGUUCAGGUCGAUGGGGAAGCUUGGAUUCAGCCCCCGGGGAUCAUUAAAAUCGUGCACAAGAACCGAGCGCAGAUGCUAACGCGAGACAGAGUACGUCGGUGGGGGAGAAGCAGGGGGGCGUCAUUCUCCCAAACACACAGCGACCAUAAUAAUAAAAAAAAGAGCAGAGAUAGUACAGGGAGUCCUCGGCUUACAACAGUUCCUUUAGUGACCGAAGAGACAGCGCAGAUCCAAGCUUGUUCUCAGGUGGCGGAAGAGCUGAUCACCAGAAUCUGUGAAGCUGCCAAAACUCACAGCCUCUUGGAGCAAGAGCUGGCUCAUGCGGUGAAUGCCUGUUCCCAUGCUUUAACCAAAGGCGGCCCGAAAUUCCCUGAGAGCCUUACCAGGAAUACUGCGCUGGAAAUCGCUGCCACCGUGAAGGCAUUGCAUGAUGAAACAGAAUCCUUGUUAGUUGGGAAAGUCUCGUUGCAAUUGGAAUCUCCCUGCGAGGAGUUGCUGGUGUCGGCGGUGCACAAUUUGGAGACCGAACUGAGAAAAAUGGCCGAAAUCCCUUGGCUCUGCUAUAUAUUGCAGAUGAAUGAUGAUGAGGAUCCUCCUUUGGAAUACUGUAAACGAAACAACCGAAGUACCAUGUUUCGUAUAGUGCCAAAAUUUAAAAAGGAAAAGGUUCAAAAACAGAAGACCAGUGCCCAGCCUGUUCAGAAAUGGGGCACGGAUGAAGUUGGCGCUUGGUUGGAGCUGCUGAAUUUGGGAGAAUACAAAGAAAACUUCAUCAGCCACGACAUCCGAGGGGCCGAACUUUUGCACCUGGAGAGGCGAGACCUGAAGGAUUUGGGGAUAACGAAAGUGGGUCAUAUGAAGCGAAUUCUUCAGGGAAUUAAAGAAUUUGGCAGGAGCCCACCGUUACCGGAAGUGUAGCUGUGCCGGCUGCUCUGCUGAGGAAGUGCUACUUACACAAAGGUGUAGAAGGAUGCGGGUUCCUCCCGGGCGAGUAAACGCCAGGUUGUGAGAAGAGCGUUAACUCUGAUCGGGGCGAGGUUUGAUGAACAAGCCGGAUGCGAGUAUCCAAAAGGUUUUGUGGGUCUAAGUCAUCCUCUUUUCAUGACCCCGUAAUCCGUUGCAGGGUGGAGUCUGGGCAGCUGAAUGGAGCUGAGUGUUUACUGGCCGGAUGCCUUUCCU